AUCACACACAACCUCAUUUUAACCGCCACCUACCAAAGAAGAACAACAAGAAGCACCAUGGUUUCUCUGAGGUUCCCAUUCUCGUUUUCUCAGCCCCCAAAUCCCCGCCACCGGUCCUCCAAUUCCUUCUCUGCGGCCGCCACGGCAUUUUCCGUAGCUGCAGCCUCUGGCGCCGCCGUCGCCGCCGCUGUCGCAGUCUCCCAGAACCCCAUAAAUCCAUUUCUCCAAAACGCAUUCAACUUCUUUUCCAAUCACUCCUCCCCCUUUUGGGCCUCUCUCUCCAUAGCUGACAAUCCUUCUUCAGUCUCCGAAUCCAAAACUGGGGUUUUGUUUCCCUCGAUUUUGAACGAUUCUCGGCAGCUUCUCGGAACUGGGUUGCGGAAAAAGAGUGUGUUGGGACUGAAGAACAUCGAUGUCUACGCAUUUGGUGUUUAUGCUGAUGAUGGUGACUUAAAAAGAUUGCUGAGUGAAAAAUAUGGAAAAUUAUCCUUUUCUGAAAGGAAGGAUCUCAGUAAAGACCUUAUGGAAGCUGAUAUAUGCAUGACUGUUAGACUUCAAAUAGUCUACAGCAGAUUGAGCAUUCGUUCUGUCCGUAAUGCUUUUGAAGAAUCUGUAGGCAGCAGACUCCAAAAGCUUGGAGGAUCAGAUAACAAAGAAUUGCUUCAUAGGUUCACUUCCCAGUUUAAAGAUGAAUAUAAAAUACCCAAGGGAUCUGUGAUAGAUCUAUCAAGGGAACGGGGACAUGUGCUCCGCACAACAAUUGAUGGAAAGGAGGUGGGGAAUAUCCAGAGCCAACUUCUUUGUCGGUCGAUUUUAGAUCUAUACAUUGGUGAGGAUCCUUUUGAUAGACGAGCCAAAGAAGAAGUUGAGCUCAAGUUGGUGUCUCUUCUUCAAAAGUAGGCAAGUGGCUACAGAAAAUAUGUGAAAGUACAUUUGGAAUGUUUAUUUCUUGUAAAAUUAAACAAUUAGUUGAACUGCUUGUCAUCCUAUUGAGAUGCAUAUUUCAGGGAAGGUGACCAAACUGUAUGGCUUGUUUCA
Molecule: messenger RNA, 1038 nt
Organism: Vitis vinifera (wine grape)
Lineage: Eukaryota; Viridiplantae; Streptophyta; Magnoliopsida; Vitales; Vitaceae
Product: fatty-acid-binding protein 1
Exons: 4
Coding region: 58-900 (280 amino acids)
Molecular function (GO): intramolecular lyase activity
Source: RefSeq, a predicted model, not a curated record